AUGAGUUGGAUUCACGCUUCUCUUCAAGCUUUGUUAUCGAGUUCAGUUGGUGCUACAUCUGCAUUAGAGAUUUGGACGCGAUUAGAGCAGAGUUUUGCGGUUGGGAAUACUGCCCAGGUGCGUCAUUUAAAACACGCAAUUCAUCAUUUGGAACGUAAUACAGACUCGAUUGAAGUCUAUAUGCAGCGAGCAAAAUCCCUUAGUAAUCAACUUCUUGCACUUAAUAAUCCGAUUUCAAGUGAUGAUCUUGUUGGAGCGAUUCUUGAUGGGUUGGGACAGGACUAUCGUCCUUUUGUGCGUUCCAUUGAAGCGAAACUGCAGAUGCCCUCUUAUGACGAAUUGUAUGGUUUAUUGUUGUCUGAAGAAUUGCAGCAGAAAAAAUAUGAAAAUUCUAGUUCUCCAAUGACUGCGUUGCUUACAACGCCUGCGAUGGGGUUUUCUAAUUCGAAUGGUCGUGGAAGGCGUGGUGGUCGAGGUAAUCGAGGCGAUAAGAGUGGUGGUCGGUUUCAGAAUUAUCAGAUGCCUACUGUUCAACCACAGCAAUCUCAGGACAAUGUCCAAGUCAACGCCGAACGGUUUUGCCACCACCACAAGCUUAUCAUACAGUUUCGGUUCCUGUUGGUUCGGCUCACGCUUGGAAUGCUGCUUCAGGUUCACAGGUGCACAGCCAUAGCCUUGGAUUGUUGA
This is a messenger RNA of Hevea brasiliensis (rubber tree), 687 nucleotides long. RefSeq lists its product as uncharacterized. NCBI's taxonomy places the organism in Eukaryota, Viridiplantae, Streptophyta, Magnoliopsida, Malpighiales, Euphorbiaceae. The transcript has 2 exons. The record is from RefSeq and is a predicted model, not a curated record. The coding region runs from base 1 to 687 and encodes 228 amino acids.